AUGGCUGAGCACCCAGACAUUAAGUAUUUGAAGGAGAAUGAGAUAACUCCUAUCCUGAUGAAAGGGAUGGCUGAGACAUAUAAAUCCCAACCCAACAACCCGGUCAAAUUCCUUGCUAAAUGGCUGAUAAAUUACAACAUGGCCUCUGUGAAGGAAGACCAGAUGAAAGAUGAAGAGAAGAAAGCUCAAGCCAAGCAGGAACAACAUAAGAAGGAUCUCAAAAAGGAAGAAGUCAAAAAUCAAGAAAUUGAAAAAGAGAAGGAAGAAAAGCAGAAGCAAAUAGGUUCUUUCCAUAAAAAAUACAGAGAAAGUGACGACCUUGAAGAUCAUCUCCAGGAGCUUUCAGAUUUCGUCUCUGAAAACACUAAUGCAACUACAGUGUAUAUCGGAAAACUAGCCAAGCCAAAGAAGAAAAUUGAAGAUGAGUCAGACGACAAGGCUCACAUUGAUGAAGAGGCACUGGAGCAAAUUGAAAUCAUUCAUGCAUCCCCAAAAGAUUUUGAGUUCCUUGUUGGGAAAACUAUCAAAGCUAACGAAGGAGUCACCCAUCGCCUAUUUGGUACCUCUGCUGAAGGAGAAGGUGAAGAAGAAGAGCCAGCUCCUGCUGAAGAAGGGGAAGGAGAGGGUGACAAAGAGGAAAACACUGAUCCCAAACAUCUCUUCAUUGAACAAGUAGUGAGAGAAAAACGUAUGAAGUUCUUUAAAGUACCCAGACUUGGUUCCUAUCUCGCCAUAAGACUCAGUUACCAAUCCUGCAUGUCUGAAAAGGCUAUUGAAGAAGCUAUAGCUGACAAAAUUGAAGUCGACCGUAAAAGAGAAGAGCAAGAAGCUGAAAAGAAAGAACUAGAGGACAAUAAUAGUGGCAAAGAAGGCGAAGACGAUGAAGAUGAGGGUGAAGGUAGAGAAUGGGAGGAAAUCAAGGAAAAAGAUUACCUUGUCUCUGAACAAAAAUACGUAGUCUGUAUUGACACAAUGGGCCAAGACCGCACCCUAGAUGAGAAGCAAAUCAGAUUCGCCAUUGAUGUAGUCAAGGAUUACUCUGAAAACUGGGAAAAGACAGAAAAAGAAAAUCUCAGAAAAGAUAUUGAGAAGAAAGUUGAUGCUGGAAGGAAGGAUAAGGAAUAUUUUGAAAAUGAAUCUGCGAAUAUUCAAAAUGAUGAAGAGAAAUAUAUCGAUGACAUGCUCGCCCUUCGAGAAGAUCUCGAGACAGAUGAAGAAAGAGAUAAAGAAUCCAAGGUUUACAAAUUCCAGUUCUACACAAGAUUUGUCAGUGGGCUAACAACAGAGGCAGAGAGCGCAGAUGAAGAAUCAGCAUCUUCAAAACCUCCUACAGCUAAAGGGAAGGAUAGAAAAGAUGACAAGAAAGCUAAGAAAGACCCUAAGAAGGCCAAGCCAGAACCUCCGAAGAAAGAAGAGACUAAAGAGGAGACUAAAGAUGAAGAAGGUGAAGGAGAGGCCGAGCCUGAAAAGCCAAUAGAGCCAAGAUUAGAUAAGCACAAUGUGCGCUGGAGGAGCGAGAUAUUAGCGCUCAAGGAGUCUAAAACAAUCUGUUUCCCUAGAAUCUUCCAGACUAUAUUCUAUCUUCUUGGUUACACUCGUGAGCAAAUUUGUGAAGUAAAUACAAAUAAGCUUGACUGGAAGAAGGCUAAGGAGCUAAUAGAUGAUAAUUUCUUCAUGAAAUUAUUCAAAUACCAGCCUGUUGGGCCUAAAGAUGGAGAGUAUAAGCCAUAUCAGAAGAUAAACUUCCUUGAAAAGCAAGUCGAAGAUAUCGAGCAGGAACAAGUCGAGGCAUACUCCCACACAUUUGUACGUCUCCUGGAGUGGGUAAAGCUAGCAAUGUCUGUUCGUCGUGAAGAUGUCGUCAAGCGUAUCCUCAACACUCAGCGCCUCAAGGAAGAACGUGCUCGUGCUCAAGAGCAGGAAGAAGAACGCCAAGUAGAACGCAAGGCCUUCUUCGAGGAAGAAAAAGCAAAAUGGGACGAAGAACAAGAGAAGAAGAGAGAAGCUGAAGAAGAACGCAAGAAACGAGAACUAGAAGAAAAACUUGAGGAUGAAGAAGAUGAGUUUGAUGACUAUAAUGAUGAAGAAGCUGAAGGCGAGGAUAAAGGUGAAGGAGAUGCUGAAGGAGAAGACCAUGGCGAAGGAGCUGCUGGAGAGGGUGAAGAUGAUGAAGAUGACAAAUUUGAUGAAAAUGAAGUCUAUGAGAGGUUUGAUGAAGACAGAGAACCUAUUCCUAUUCCACCAGAAGUCAUCGAUGAUAUCGAUAAUGAUAUUGACAUCACGCUUGAAGAUAUUGAGGAGAAACAAGAUGAAUAA
Messenger RNA from Moneuplotes crassus, 2316 nucleotides. Lineage: Eukaryota; Ciliophora; Spirotrichea; Euplotida; Euplotidae. The record is from the annotation of a GenBank genome assembly.